CUUCGCUCUCGGCGGAGCAGCGCCGCAAGCUGUCCAUGAUCCGGACAGCCAGCAUCCCGAGCCCGCUGACCCCGUGAGUCACAUUUACCAUUUGGUACCCUGCCCGAGAAAAUGCUGUUCACAGAAAUAUGUCGUCAGUACGGACAGGAGUGGAGACAUACAUGUUCAUGUUCAGGGCGACUUGAGCCAGCAGGACAAAAGAUGUGUGUUCCUCACUGUACACGAUCUUGGAACCAACCAUUCAUCCAUGGUGGACUUCGUAAGCAUGCCGGCCAUGACCGAGAUAAAAGAACGCUCCUGCUUCAUCCACGUGGACGUCCCGGGACAUGAGGAGAACUCUCCCGACCUGCCUGACUCGUACCAGUUCCCGUCCCUCCAAACUCUAGGCGAGGACCUGAUCACAGUCCUGGACUUCCUCCACGUUCGCUACGCUGUCGGCCUCGGCGAAGGCGCAGGAGCCAACGUGCUGGCUCGCUGCGGCCUCGCACACCCCCGCAGACUCUUAGGCCUCAUCCUCGUCAACUGCACAGCAUCGACUUCCUCAGUCGCCGACGCCUUCAGGUCCCGGUUCUCCCGUUGGAGGGGCACCGACAUCUCUCAAUCAGAGGAGGACUUCCUCAUCUACCACAAGUUUGGACACGUGAGUUUACAGAGUGAGCUGUUUGACUAUCGCUACAAGCAAAUCCAGAGCGAUUCUUGCGAGGCGACCGAACGCGAACGAAUGUUGCUCGACUAUCGUUCGCGCCUGCGCGGCAACCUUAACACGCACAACAUCAAGCAGUAUGUGCGCGCCUUUAUAAACCGCAAAGACCUGGUGCUCCGCGGAUGCCAGCCCGACAUCCUACUCAUCACGGGCCUCCUCAGCCCCUACUCCGGAGUCGUGGAGAAGAUGUACAAGGAGCUGGACAAGGACAAGGUCACCAUCCUCAAGGUCGAGAAGGUCGGAGACGUGCUGGCUGAGGCGCCAGCAAAAGUGGCGCAGUCUCUCCUGCUCUUCUGCCAAGGCCAGGGUCUUCUCACCUCCCUACCCCCACCGGGAGUCGAACGCCGCAUGUCCCGCGCCAUGUCCAUGGAGGAAUACGACAAGCCCAACAUUCGACGGCUCUCGCUGACUCCUAGUGUGUCUGAGUCCCCACCACCGAGGAAACUGUAAGGAGUAGGUGUUUUUCCCUCUCUUUUUCCCACUUGGGGUUAAGUUUAUGUUCCUCUUCUAACAAGGCCAGGGUCUCAUCCCUCCCCCCACCAUUCGAACGCUGAAUGUCUUGCGCCAUGUCCAUGGAGGAAUAUAACCAGCCUGGUAUUCGACGGUUCUCGCAGACUCCUAGUGUGUCUGAGUCCCCACCACCGAGGAAACUGUAAGGAGUAGGUAUUUUCACCUCCCUUUUCCCACUUGGGCUUAAGUUUAUGUUCCUCUUCUAACAAGGCCAGGGUCUCAUCCCUCCCCCACCAGGAAUUGAGCACCGCAUGUUUCGCGCUGUAGGAAGUUGCGAGGAUUUGUAUAUUUACUGUUAGUAAACUUCAGAGGCCAUGUUUUUACGAUCCCCUACUCUGUAAACUAUUUUUUGCUUUCAUUUUAACUUCACCGUGCUUGGAAGUCGUGACAAACGCUAACCUCAGGGUUGGACACUGCAUUUUUUGACAAAAACGCCAAGACGAUAGGAUAUUAUCGUAAAUAAUUCACACUGUUGACCAAGAAAUGCGGUGGAGGUUCAUAGUUUUCAAGUCAUGUGAGAUACGGGGGCACAAUUUCGACAUGGAGAUAUGGUAAAACUAAUCGUUUGUUUUCCAUGUUUUAAAAUUGCAUUAUUAAAAAGUGUACACUGGUCACUUGGUCAGGGGCACACGUCUUGGUCUUGGUAUUAUACACGUUUAUUGGAUACAUAAUUAUGGUGAAACUCAAAUUACUAGUGUAAAAAAUGGACAAAAUUCGAAUUGAAAUUAACCCCCAGCCGAAAUUCUCCCCCUGUACAGUCAACCAAUUGGAACACUAGGCCACUGUAGAACUAUGUCAUAGUGAUGUUACAAAUCAGAUAGUAAGAAAUCUCUUACUGCUUUUCAUUUUGACAUGGUUGUAGAGUUGCCUAGGGUUCCAAUUGGUUGACUGUACCUUAUGAAAGUAAUAAUUUGUCAGAAGCCGACGUUUUAGUAAACGCCUGUGUAUUUUUAUUAGCAAUAUGUUUUAAGUCUCUUUAAACUUAAUACUAGCAGUAGCAGGCGCUACAACAAAAUGGAAAAUUUCAGUUACCCAUAAGUAUGUACAUGUAAAUUUGUUUUAUAAUUUUGUUAAUGAUACCUAUAAUAUAAUAUUUUAAAGCCCAUUUUAUUGCUUACUUAUUAUAUGUACGAUGGUAUGCGAGACAUAUCGUCAACAUAGUAUUUUGUACUGUCCACAAUUUAAA
This is a messenger RNA of Leguminivora glycinivorella, 2399 nucleotides long. RefSeq lists its product as uncharacterized. The record is from RefSeq and is a predicted model, not a curated record. Bases 248 to 1153 code for a protein of 301 amino acids. Gene Ontology annotation, cellular component: cytoplasm. Gene Ontology annotation, biological process: signal transduction. The transcript is spliced from 9 exons. Lineage: Eukaryota; Metazoa; Arthropoda; Insecta; Lepidoptera; Tortricidae.